AUCUAUAGUGGUUCUCUCUCCAUCCCCCCACUCCCUCCCUCAACCUGCUCUCUUCUUCAUCUCAAUUGAAAAUUGAACUGAUUUUCAUCAUGUUUGUGUAAAUUAUAAAACAAAAUCAUGUUUGCAUACCUUGACUGGCGAAGAUAUGUGCAAAAGAAGAUUUCAAAGAAGCAAAGCAUACGACGUUGACAAACUUUUCAACAUCUCCAUCCAAGAUAAAAGAUGGCCAAAUGCAAGCUUCAUCACAUGAAACUUGUCCUGGCUGUCAAUAUAUCUUGCGUUUUGGCGAUGAUUCUCUAUUUGCCGAUGGUUUAUCAUCACGAGCAUGUAUCACCACCCGUUUCUCAGCCGAACUUCGUGAGGAGGUUUGAUCCUCGAUACGUAUCGAAUUUAGAUAUUAGUUGGGAAGAAAUAAAGGUCAUCAGGACAAUACCCGGAAACAAUAAGUUUCAUGGAAUCGGGCUUUUGAAUUUGAACAAGAUCGAAACAAAUCACUGGAAGCAGCUUAUUUCCAAUUCAGAUCAUGUUGUCUUGCACCUAGAUUAUGCUGAGAAAAAUAUGACUUGGGAUAUGUUAUACCCGGAAUGGAUAGACGAAGAACGAGAAUAUGGAAUCCCAAUUUGCCAAUCACUACCAAAAAUUGAAGAGCCAAAGAAACGGCUAGAUCUCAUUAUCGUUAAGCUUCCUUGUCGAGAUCACAAGGCGAACUGGUCUAGAGACGUGGCUCGUUUGCACUUGCAGCUUGCUGCUGCUCAGCUAGCAGUGUCAAGCAAAGGAUAUCAGCCGGUGCAUUUGCUUUUUGUCACCAAAUGUUUUCCAAUUCCAAAUCUGUUUCCCUGCAAGGAACUUGUUUUACGGGAAGGCAACAUGUGGUUAUACAAACCAAAUUUGGAUAUAUUGAGAGAAAAACUCCGGCUUCCUGUUGGUUCGUGUGAACUUGCACUUCCGCUCAACCCUAAAGAACAAGUGCGAUCUGGAAAUAGUCAUCGAGAGGCAUACGCAACGAUUCUCCACUCUGCUCAUGUCUACGUCUGUGGAGCCAUAGCAGCAGCACGAAGCAUCCGAAUGACCGGAUCCACCCGCGACCUUAUCAUACUUGUUGACGAAACAACCAGCAAGUACCACAGGAGCGGACUCGAGGCUGCAGGGUGGAAUAUAAGGACAAUCCAAAGAAUAAGAAAUCCGAAAGCGGAAAAGAAUGCCUACAACGAAUGGAACUACAGCAAGUUCCGGUUAUGGCAACUAACGGACUACGACAAAAUCAUCUUCAUCGAUGCUGAUUUACUGGUACUUAGAAACAUUGAUUUCUUAUUCAGCAUGCCAGAAAUUUCUGCCACCGGAAAUCAUGGAAUGCUUUUCAAUUCUGGUGUUAUGGUGAUUGAGCCUUCAAAUUGUACUUUUCAACUUUUGAUGGACCAUGUCACCGAAAUUGAUUCGUACAAUGGUGGAGAUCAAGGAUAUUUGAAUGAAAUUUUCACGUGGUGGCAUCGGAUUUCGAAACACAUGAAUUUUCUGAAGCACUUCUGGAUUGGUGACGAUGAGGCAGUGAAGGAAAAGAAAACGAAGCUUUUUGGAGCUGAUCCUCCGAUUCUGUACGUGCUUCAUUACGUAGGAUCUAAGCCAUGGAUGUGCUUUCGCGACUACGACUGCAACUGGAAUGUGGACUUUAUGCAGGAGUAUGCGAGCGAUGUUGCACACGAGAAGUGGUGGAAAGUGCACGAUGAGAUGCCGGGGGAGUUGCAGCAGUUUUGCAUGUUAAGGACGAAGCAGAAGAUGCAGUUGGAGUGGGAUAGGAGGUUUGCUGAGAAAUGGAAGUACGCAGAUGGGCAUUGGAGAAGGAAAGUUGAGGAUCCGAGGUUGAAGAAGUGUGUCGAUAAGUUGUGCUUGUGAAGGUCAUGUUACCGCAUUAGGGGGAGACUAAAUGGACUGGUGAUGAGUUUGAUUUUUUGAACUUACACGUAUCUGUCCUGCUUCAAAGAGUUUUGGACAGUGCUUUGCUCAAGUAUCGUGCAAGUAUUCAGAUUAGGAUUUUGUUGGUUAAUUCGUAAAACACCGUUGUUUUGGACUACCAAAGAAUUGUCGACCAAGCAUUUAACAAUUUCUGAACUAGUACUGUGUUGCGCUGCGCGCCCACCCAUUGUUCAUUUAUUGGGAUAGCAGAAAGUGAGAGAUUUUGCUGCAUCCACUAUCCUUGUUUUCCUCAUAUUUGGUCCAUAUUUUGUCAAUGCAUUUGGUUUGAUGUU
Molecule: messenger RNA, 2243 nt
Organism: Rhododendron vialii
Lineage: Eukaryota; Viridiplantae; Streptophyta; Magnoliopsida; Ericales; Ericaceae
Product: UDP-glucuronate:xylan alpha-glucuronosyltransferase 1-like
Exons: 3
Coding region: 223-1890 (555 amino acids)
Biological process (GO): xylan biosynthetic process
Molecular function (GO): glycosyltransferase activity
Source: RefSeq, a predicted model, not a curated record